AUGAAGUCUACUCAUGCAGAGUCGAUAUCCCUAGACGUGGCGUGGCAUGUCUUCAAUCACAGCGAGCUCCAUGACCAGUCCGUAUUCGCACAAUGCUCGCGCACUUGGCAUUCGUUCUUCAACCCCAAACUCUACAGAAACGAUGUGAAAACGGGAAAAUACUCCGCCGUUUUCAACACCAUUGCCAACUGUAGAGAUACACGGGUGGCCCUCGCCACGCUCCGGCAUACCUGCCGAGCCGGCGCUGACUACAACAGACCGGCCACCAUGUAUAUGACCGAGAGCCAUCGAUAUAGCCCUUUCCUCGUUACGGCCCUGUAUCUGGCCGCUUCAAAAGGCUAUGCUGACAUUGUGUCGUUUCUCCUUGACCACGGUGCCGAUAUCGAUGGGGUUCCGGACUGCCGGCUACGUACUCCCGUCUUCCUUUCUCUUCUCAGCGGAGACGCCCAAACGUCCAUGAUUCUCCUUCGGCGCGGCGCACGGCUUGAGUCUUCCGAGUUCGGCAUCAACGCCCUCCAUCAAGCCGCCGCCGCCGGGCUCACCGAAGUGAUCACGUACCUUGUCGACGAGAAAGGGAUGGAAGUGAACGAGGCCGACAACAACGGGGACACGCCACUGAUUCACUCCCUG
Messenger RNA from Colletotrichum abscissum, 630 nucleotides. RefSeq lists its product as uncharacterized. The record is from RefSeq and is a predicted model, not a curated record. The transcript has a single exon. Gene Ontology annotation, molecular function: protein binding. The annotation marks the transcript as partial. Lineage: Eukaryota; Fungi; Ascomycota; Sordariomycetes; Glomerellales; Glomerellaceae.